Molecule: messenger RNA, 801 nt
Organism: Phlebotomus argentipes
Lineage: Eukaryota; Metazoa; Arthropoda; Insecta; Diptera; Psychodidae
Exons: 4
Coding region: 1-801 (266 amino acids)
Source: RefSeq, a predicted model, not a curated record
AUGAGAGUCCUGUGCUUAUCGGUGCUCCUGGCAGUUGCCAUUGCGUGUGUUGUGGCGGAGAAGAAGACUGACGACUACGUCCUCACCACCCAGAGUGACUGCUACACGUCCAAAAAGUUCUUCACCUGCCUCAAGUACAGGACAGUGCGCUACAUCUGGGCCAUCGCCACCGGCAGGAUGAACCUCUUCGACCCCGAGACGAACCUGGAGGCUGGCAGCAGUCUGCGUCUGGUGCAAUUGUCCGUGCCAGAGAAGGAGGAUCUCUUCUCAGAGCCUCGACAAAUAGCAGGUGACACUGAAUGGUCGAAAGCAAUCAAGUUCUUCAAGAGAUCCAUCAACACCUUCCUCAGCUUCCACGGAGUGGGAAUGGGAAUUGACAAUGAGAAGGGUGCUCGAUUGAUUGCCAGCGAAGAAGGCGAGGAUUCUUCAGAGGGACGUCGAAUCAGACGGAAGAAGCUGAACCUGAUAUUCCCUCUGGCAAUAUUGCUCAAGUUGGCCCAUCUCAAAGUCACCCUCCUGCCAAUUCUGCUGGGCAUCGGCUUCAUUCAGGUUCUUCUGAUUGCGGGCGGGGCUCUCCUGUUCCACUUCCUGCGGAACAACACGCUGUGCAAAGUGCAGCCACACCUCAUUCACUCGCACAGCCACGUGACAGAAUCAGGGCCAGAGGUCAGCUACAACUCCUACCAAGGCUACAAUCCCUACGGACCUCCGUACGGAGGCCAUAUAGGUUACAACAAGGAUUGGGCCACGAAUCGUGCCUACAGUGCGUACAACAUUGUGCCAGACGCGGAGAAGCAAUAA